Molecule: messenger RNA, 762 nt
Organism: Emiliania huxleyi CCMP1516
Lineage: Eukaryota; Haptophyta; Isochrysidales; Noelaerhabdaceae
Exons: 1
Biological process (GO): proteolysis
Molecular function (GO): serine-type endopeptidase activity
Source: RefSeq, a predicted model, not a curated record
AUGCAACGCGCGCGCUCCAUCUCCGACGCCCUCUCGUGGGGCAUUGACCGCAUCGACAGCCGCUCCGGCACCGAUGGCCAGUACGACGACUCGGGCGUCACAGGUUCUGGCUCUCUCGUCUACAUCCUCGACACGGGCGUCCGCAUCUCCCACCAGGACUUUGGCGGCCGCGCUGAGGCUGGCUGGUCGGCGGGCUGCCCCACCAACUCGGAGUCGGGCUGUGGUGACGCGAACAGCGGCUGGGUUUACCAGGGCGUUAUCACCGAGGCCACCUCCCAGUGCAACGGCCACGGCACGCACUGCGCCUCGACCGCGGGGGGUGCAACCUACGGUGUCGCCGAGGGCACCACCAUCAUCACCGUUCAGGUGCUGAACUGCGGCGGCUCCGGAUCGACGGCCGGCAUCGUCGCGGGCAUCGAGUGGGCGGUCGCAGACUCGAAGGAUCGCGGCUUGCCAGCGGUGAUCUCGAUGUCGCUCGGUGGCGGCGGGGCAAACCGCUUUGACGCUGCCAUCAAUGCCGCCUUUGCCGAGGGUGUCCUGAGUGUCGUCGCAGCCGGCAACUCCAACGCCGAUGCGUGCGACUACUCUCCCGCCUCUACACCACUCGCAGUCACCGUGGGAUCGACAACCAACAGCGACGCCAAGUCGGGCUUCUCGAACCACGGCACGUGCGUCGACAUCCAUGCGCCUGGCUCCGGCAUCACGGCGGCGUGGGUCGGCUCUGACUCGGACACCACCACUAUCUCCGGAACCAGCAUGGCG